Gloeophyllum trabeum ATCC 11539 is the source of this 759-nucleotide messenger RNA. RefSeq lists its product as uncharacterized. Bases 1 to 759 code for a protein of 252 amino acids. The record is from RefSeq and is a predicted model, not a curated record. Lineage: Eukaryota; Fungi; Basidiomycota; Agaricomycetes; Gloeophyllales; Gloeophyllaceae. The transcript is spliced from 4 exons.
AUGUACAAAUUCGGACCUGGCUAUGUCUGCGCCGAUAAUGGCACCCAUCGACACAGGGGAGGGGGGCUUGCUAUGUACGUGUCAGGGCCAACGUGCAGUCUGAAUGAUGACCUCAGGAGCCGCCCCAUGCUUGAGGAACACAGUAGGCUGAAGGAUGUCGAGGUAGCAUUUGUUCCGCCCCUACAUACCGAACCAGAUAUUCAGCUGAAGAUGGAGGGAAUUUCUCGUGAGAUCUUCGCGCUGGCCGAGAAGCAUGCUAGUUGGAAAGGAUACGCGACGCCGAGGGCGGCGCGCACGACAGAAAGCGGGGCAACGGCAGGCGGGCCGGAGUGGCCGGAGUGGCCGGAGGUAGUCGGGAUGCACAGCAUGCGCCUGGUUGAUUUGAUGGUUGGCGGGGGUGUCAGAAGCGGUGGUUAUCGAUUGGUGGGAUUGGCCCGGUCACUACGCCAUCGCUCGCAGAUGACGUCCGUCGCAGUGCCUCCAAAUCUUUCCUGCGGCCGGUGGCGCGUGUUCGACCAUCUGGUGACAUUUGUUAUUCCCCCUCCGUCUGGAAUAACUACACCGCGCACUUGCAUGGGCUCACGCACUUUCUGCGCGGUGUACUCGACGUACUCGGCAGCAUCUCCGACCGCGCAGACACAACUUCGGGGCCGACGAGACGGACGGAACACGGAGGGGCAGAACAAGGUUAGCGACGAGAGUGGAGCAAGAAGCGUUGCAGAGCGAUGGGAGAAGCACCCUGCUCUCCGGGAUGAUUAA